This is a messenger RNA of Paramecium pentaurelia, 1304 nucleotides long. Lineage: Eukaryota; Ciliophora; Oligohymenophorea; Peniculida; Parameciidae. The record is from the annotation of a GenBank genome assembly.
UAUGGAUUAUUAGAAACAUCUAAAGAUACUGAAAGAGACCUUGGAAUAACAUAAGAUUACUCCAGAAAACUUAAGAGAAAAAAGAAAGUCUUUCAAAGAGUUUCCAAAACAAAUAAAUAAUAGAGUAGUUGAUGCCUUUUAAUCAUUUGCACCUUUUGAUAGAGCACCAGUAUGGAUGAUGAGGUAUAAUUUAUUAAUAAUAUAUAUUAUAGAUAAGCUGGUAGAUAUUUACCUGAAUAUAGAGAAAUUAAGGCAGAAAUGGAUUUUUUUGCUACUUGUCAAAAUCCAUUUAUUGCUGCUGAAAUCACUUUACAACCAACUAAAUAAUUUGAAAUUGAUGCAGCUAUUAUCUUUUCAGAUAUUCUAGUUUUACCUAAAAUGAUGGGAAUGGAAGUAAGAAUAAUCUUAAGAAUAUUAGAUCACAAUUGAAGAAAAGAAAGGACCAGUUAUUGCAAAUCCAUUGGUUACUCCAGCUGAUAUUCAAAGGCUUCAUCCUCCAAAUCCAGAACAUUUAGAACAUGUUUAUGAUGCUUUAUUCUUAACAAGAUUGGCAUUACAAGGGAAAUGUAAUUUAAUAGGGUUUUGUGGUGCUCCUUGGACUGUCUUUGCAUAUAUGGUAGAAGGAGGGUCUAGUAAAUUAUUUACAAAAGUUAAGAAAUGGUUAUAUUUAUAUACAGAGGGAUCCUUAUAAGUUUUAGAAUUAUUAGCUAAAGAAAGUGCUAAAUAUUUAAUCAAUCAAGUUAAAUAAGGUGGUGCUUAAGUUGUAUAGAUAUUUGACUCUUGGGCAGGGUAUAUCUUAAUAUUUAAUAUAGUUAAAUUCCAGCAUUGGAUUACAUUGAAUUUAUUAUUCCUUCUUUAAGAAUUUUAUUUGAAGAUUUCAAGAAAGAAUGUCCUGACACACCUUUAAUUAUGUUUCCUAAGGAUUAAAAUGAUAAAAAGGUUAUCGUUGAAUUUUUAAAAUUGAUAUAUAAUGAUAAACCAUUAGUUGAUGGAUUUCAACUUGAUUCUAAUGUAAGUGAUGAAACUCUUGUUAAAAUUAUAGAAGCCAAUAGAACCAUAUAAGGAAAUUUAGAACCAGGAGUAAUUCUUAUUUAUCAUAUAUUUUUAGGUGUUAUUUGGAACUCCUGUAAUAAUAAAAAAAAGGAUCUCACAAAUGAUUGAGAAGCUAUAAACUACAAGGAGAUACAUUAUUAAUUUAGCACAUGGACUUACUCCAGAUCAUGAGGUCGAGAAAGUUAGAUUAUUUGUUUAAGAGUCUUAACGUUAAUCCAAAUUAUACAAAGCUAAGGAAAUUUUAGAAUGAA